GGCGUGGCCUGCUCCAGCAGCGCUCCGAUGGCGGUGAGCCGGGCUCUCGGCCUCCGCUUGGCCUACGCGGCUGCCGGGGCCCUCACGGGGCUCUCGGUGUUCCUGAGCUGGAGCCUGGCUCCGGGCCUGCGGCAGCCCGCAACGGCGGCGGCCGGGGGGCUCUCGGGUGUUCUGGCGCUCUGGGCCCUGAUCACGCAUGUGAUGUAUGUGCAGGAUUACUGGAGGACCUGGUUAAAAGGGCUGAGGUUCUUCCUCUUCAUCGGGAUCCUCUUCUCAGCUCUCUCCGUGGUGGGGUGCUGCACCUUCCUCGCUCUGGCCAUCACCAAGCAGCAGUCCCUGACUGAUGCCAAGAGCUACUACCUGUCCUCUGUGUGGAGUUUCAUGGCCUUGAAAUGGGCCUUCCUGCUCAGUUUGUACGCCCACCGCUACCGCAACGAGUUUGCAGACAUCAGUAUCCUCAGUGACUUCUAACACUUGGACUUCCAAACCUUGUCUGAAGGUGCU
Messenger RNA from Pezoporus flaviventris, 504 nucleotides. It is a transcript of the gene SLC48A1, whose product is annotated as solute carrier family 48 member 1. Bases 28 to 471 code for a protein of 147 amino acids. Lineage: Eukaryota; Metazoa; Chordata; Aves; Psittaciformes; Psittacidae. Gene Ontology annotation, biological process: heme transport. Gene Ontology annotation, cellular component: plasma membrane; lysosomal membrane. The transcript is spliced from 3 exons. The record is from RefSeq and is a predicted model, not a curated record. Gene Ontology annotation, molecular function: heme binding; heme transmembrane transporter activity.